Molecule: messenger RNA, 1575 nt
Organism: Capronia epimyces CBS 606.96
Lineage: Eukaryota; Fungi; Ascomycota; Eurotiomycetes; Chaetothyriales; Herpotrichiellaceae
Exons: 3
Coding region: 1-1575 (524 amino acids)
Biological process (GO): carbohydrate transport; transmembrane transport
Cellular component (GO): membrane
Molecular function (GO): carbohydrate:proton symporter activity
Source: RefSeq, a predicted model, not a curated record
AUGGCACCUCACACAUCCCCGCCCGGAGCGGUGCACAUCGAACAUAUACCUCGAGCGGUCACAUUUUACAACUAUAAGUGUGUUGCUUUUGCCGCCAUCGCAUCUGUUAUUAUCGGCUAUUGCUUGUCCGCAGUGGCAACGACGUUGGGACAACCAGCUUUCUACAAGUACAUGAAGCUUCAAACAGACGAGUCAGUCGACAAAGAUGCCUAUGACUACAUGGUGGUCGUCCAAGGACUAAGUUCCUCACUCUCACAAGCUGGUGGAUUCUUCGGCAGCAUAUUCACAUCGUGGUCAGCGGAUAGAUAUGGGCGUCUGAGGUCGUUCCAGCUUGCGUGUCUUAUCGUCAUUAUUGGAGGUGCUCUCACCGCAGGCGCCGUGGAUAUCCCCAUGUUUUUGUUUUUCAGGCUCUUUGGUGGCUUCGGCGUCGGGAUGCUUCUCGUGCUCUUUCCCAUGUACGCCGCAGAGCUUUCACCGCCGCGGGCCAGAGGUCUCUUGGUCGGCCAACACGGUGCUGGUCUUUGUGUCGGAUACAACCUCGCCGCCGCGGUCAGCUUCGGAUGCUAUUUCGCAAAGAAUGGCAACUUUGCAUGGAGGUUUCCACUGGCUGUGCAGUGUUUGUUCCCGGCGAUCUUGUUCACCUUCUCUUUCUGGAUGCCGGAAAGUCCUCGCUGGCUUAUUCUCAAAGAUAGUCCUGAUGAGGCAAAGAGGGUGCUCACACGCAUCCACAGAGCUCCCAGCGAUGAAAACGACGACUUUGCCACGGCCGAGUUCGAUCUUAUGGUCGCUCAAAUUCAGCUCGAACGGGCGAGGAGUUCCGGCGCGGUUGCGACGUUUCUAGGGCGAUGGAAAUAUCUUCUCAGCAAGAAAUCUUACCUACACCGCGCCGCCUUGGGCUUCAUUCUCAUGCUCGGGAUGCAGGGCACAGGCUCUACUGUCAUUAACAAUUAUCAGAUCAUCCUCUACCCUGGUCUUGGAGUGGGACCCGCUCUGGCCCUGGGUUUGUAUUGGGUGUACGUUGCAGUCGCCUUCGUGGCAAAUACUACUUCUGCUCUGAUUGUCGACAGACUGGGUCGAAGGCGGUCCUUUUUGAUUGGUCUUAUUGGCCUAGGGACUGCGCUGAUCGGAGAGACCAUUGUGUCAUCAUUCCUGCCAACCACCAAGAAGGCCGUGCUGGUGUUAGGGGUCUUCUUCAUCUUCUGGUUCAUUCCGUGGUACGGGUCGCUGGUUGAUGGUGUCAUGUACACAUAUACGUCUGAGAUUUGGCCGACCGAAAUCCGUUCAGAAGGCAUUGCACUUUCAAUGACAGGCUUUUGGCUUGCAACCAUUGCCAUUCUUCAGGCAGCACCGACCGGAUUUGCGAACUGUGGCUGGAAGUUCUAUCUCUUAUUCAUCUUCUGUACGGCUGCAAUGUGGUUAUUUAUCGCCUUCUGCUUUCCUGAGACCGGGAAUAUUCCGAUGGAAGAGGUAGCUCGCUUGUUUGGUGACGAGGUUGCUGGCACACUGGAUGAGGAACUUAAACAUCACGGACAUGGUGAGGAGAUGGAGAUCAGCUCCGCCGGAUUGAAGCCAUGA